CGUGAUCGCAUGCUGACUUUGUUUGCGUUUCUGCUGCUCUCACCCUGCUGUCGUACGCGUCUUACGGCGUGCGAGUGGCUCCCGUCGGCAAGACAGCCGUAGAGGCGCACAUCACUCCCUCCGCAUCUGAUCAUCGCGGAGAUCUGAGCAGUGUUGUUGUGUGAGGGGAUUGAUCAACAAGCAAUAGGUCUGCGUUGUCGUCUGUCUGCUGCACAAACCUCGUCGACCCGCAAGUAAGCACGAGCUCCCAGCACUCCACGACCUUCACGCUCGCUGUUUGUUGCUCCCCUCUCUCAGAUCUUCAGAAACGCGAUGGUGAUGAUGUCGGCACCAUCGCUGCUGCUUGCGUGCUUCCUGAUGGUCCAGAUGGCCAGCGGCUCUUUGGUUGCUUUCCAUCCUCAUCGUGCCCAUGCGGCAAAGGCGCGGGCGAGGGCGAUGCCUGGGUCACGGCGGCGAUCUCGGCCCUCUUCUCACAUGAGGAUGAGUCAAGAAGGUGAGUGAGCGACCAAGGGGGAAGAGCAGACGAGCAACAUUACCCCUCACACACCGCUUUGUGUUGUCUGCGCAUGUGUGUGUCAAAUGCAGGUGCGCUACGUGUGACGCCUGACGGCUUGGUGCCCCUCAAAGACCUCAACAAGCUGUCGCUCGAAAAACAGUCGCUCAGAGAACAGUCAACGUCGCCGUUGCCGGAGCUCGUGCCUUCAAUCAAUCUAGGAAGCCUCGACCCCACUUACUUCAUUGGUGACAAGGAUCUCGACGAAGUGGUCAGCGACAUCAUGCGGUGCUAUAAGGAGGACGACAGCAUCCUUGCGUCUUCAGAUCGGAUUCCGCCCAUGUCGUAAGCAACAAAGGGCCCAGAACACACACACACACACACACACACAUGCACACACGUCUCUUCUCUCUCCUGUUACAAUGCGUGUGCUUGCAGACUUACCCGCCACCCCCGCGGAGGCAAGACCCGGUUUCUGAAGGAGAUUGGGCGCCGGCUCCGCGACAAGCAGAAAGUGCCCUCCAUCAGAAUCGCUUUCAACGAUCGGACUGGGAAACAGGACGUGGAGGAGACCCUAUCGCUGAAACAGCGGCUGCUCAAGCGAAUCGGCUGGUCGGUGGCCACCGAUGAGACGCGCUCUCUUGUCGGCAACAACUUCAAGCGAUGGAUGGAGACAGUGGACGUGCCGGAGAGCACGAUAGAGGAGUGGCUGGGUGACGGCGGCUGUGUGCUCCUCAUCGAUGAGAUGAACAGUAAGUGGGUGGGUGACACCAUGAAUGCGCGAAUGCCGGUAUGGCGUGUGUUUUGUUUGUGUUGUGUUGUGUUGUGCUGUGUUGUGUUGUGUGUGUGUGUGUGUGUGUGUGCGUGUGUCAGAGCUCAUUACCGAUGCUAUUCGAGGAGGCACCGAGGAGACCGACCUGGCCGCCUUUCUGAAAUGCUACUUCAUCGACAAGGCCAACAGAUACCUCGUCCUCUCCAGUCACACCACGACGACGGGCGACAAACUGUCGACGUUCAUUACGUCUCCGAGUGAUCGCGACGUCAUUCGGCCUCGUCUGCCCGUGAUCACCAGCCCAGAAGAGGUGGAAAAGCUCGGCGUGGACGCCAUAAACGAGGGGGCGCUCUGUUACCUGGGCCUGACGCCUGCCCUGGUCUAUACGGUCUACAACCUCAGGUCUGGUUAUGUCCGCAAUGCCGUAG
Messenger RNA from Vitrella brassicaformis, 1693 nucleotides. NCBI's taxonomy places the organism in Eukaryota, Vitrellaceae. The record is from the annotation of a GenBank genome assembly.